GUGACACUGAUUUUGGGGCUUAGCACGCUGCACGUUUGUUUUUAUUUUGAUUUUGUUGGUGCACAAAUCGCAGUAGAAUGGCAAAAACGAAGAAAAAUGUAAGGGCCAAGGCGAAAAGCGUGGUGGGGGCGGCCAAGCAGAAGGCUCAGGACAUGAAGGCCAAGCUGCGCGAGGAUCGUCUGCUCCACAAGACCCUUACGCCCAAGAAGACGACCACCAAGAAGGAGAAAUCCGAGGCGAAACACAAGAAGCUGCUCAAGAGAUUCGCCGAAGCGCGUAAGAAACGCAAGGAGGAGCACAAGAAUCGCGAGAAGACCAAAGUUGUCGGAGAUCUAAAACCACUGCGGGAUGCCCUACCCUCGCUGCAGGACAUCUACAAGCUGGUGAAGACCAAGCAAAAGGAUGUCUCCGAGGGGGCAGCCCUCACAGAACCAGAGGUCCGACUGAGUGCCAACGAGAAGAUCCGGAAAAAACGCACUGAAAUGGUCAACACCGUCAAGUCCUUCGAAAAGCUCAUCAAAGACAAGAACUUCAAGAAGAAUCCCCGCGAAGUCAUCGCCGCCCAUGUGCGCAACAAGUACCAGGCGAUGGAAGAGGACGACUACGAAUAGAAGCCUCAAAUCAGCAGAUUAAUUAUUUUUAGGUAUAAACAUAAAUAAUACAAGGAUUGUAAAGAAAUAUACGAUGACGCAAGUAUGUUAGUCCAAAACUAUGAAAAACGUUACUAAUUGAGCACUGUAAAAUAAACUGUGCAUAUCUAGAAC
Messenger RNA from Drosophila melanogaster (fruit fly), 764 nucleotides. RefSeq lists its product as uncharacterized. Gene Ontology annotation, cellular component: preribosome, small subunit precursor; 90S preribosome; nucleolus. The transcript has a single exon. NCBI's taxonomy places the organism in Eukaryota, Metazoa, Arthropoda, Insecta, Diptera, Drosophilidae. Bases 78 to 611 code for a protein of 177 amino acids. Gene Ontology annotation, biological process: maturation of SSU-rRNA from tricistronic rRNA transcript (SSU-rRNA, 5.8S rRNA, LSU-rRNA). The record is from RefSeq and is marked reviewed.